This is a messenger RNA of Protopolystoma xenopodis, 606 nucleotides long. The record is from the annotation of a GenBank genome assembly. NCBI's taxonomy places the organism in Eukaryota, Metazoa, Platyhelminthes, Monogenea, Polystomatidea, Polystomatidae.
AUGCUGCUGCCUCGGAGCCCCUCCAUGUUCGAGCCCGCCUCACGACCACAGCCUGGACUGGCCAGCCCCAACCAGUUGACCCGCGACAGCAAAUCUCAACCCAACGAACGCACCGCCGGCUACGUCGUCUGCACCACCAGCGGCUACUCGGUUCUCGGACCCGAUCUGCAGCGUUGGCUGGCGGUCAACUCGCUGUACCGAUGGCUGGCCAGCGGUUCCCCCUCACCGCCGGCCGUCGUGAAGGCGACCACUCCCACUUGCCGACACACAGUCGCCGUCGACCGGCAGAAGCUGUCGCGCCGGACGACUCACGUCGACGAUUCCGGCGGCCAAACUGAGCGCAGCGUCUGUGAUACCCGUCGGACGGGGACUCUUCUGCAGCCACCCAAUCCGCGCCGUACGGCCUCUCCCCAGCCCCUCCCCGUCAGGCCGCCCGACGCCCUUGGCGACGGCACCGGACACCGUCGUGGCAGUCGAGAGGCCGAUCACAUGGCGCCUGACGACCCGUCCAGCUCUCCUCCGUCCCAGCCGGUCUUGGAGCAACCGCCCCGCAGACUAACCAGACUUCUUCUUCGCCUCCUCAACACACAGCGCAUCAUCAUCUAG